AUGAAUUCUACAGAUCAUAAUCCUUCUGCCAACACAAAAGAACCUGAAGAUCCCACCUGGCAAAACAGGAGCUUGAUCGAUCGGCUUUCAUCCCCCAUCGCUUCAACACUGUCCAACAAAAACUUAGCAAGCGAACCAACCGACAAAGUAGCAACUACCAAAACCUCCAACAACCAGAACAUAAGACAACACCUCAAAACAGACAGAGGUAAGAACUUUACUGAACUCAGUAGAAGAAAAGAAACUAAGACUGAUCAAGAGCCGUCCUCUGAACAGAAGCUCACAAUACUGUUCAACAACGAGCUCUAA
Molecule: messenger RNA, 309 nt
Organism: Puccinia graminis f. sp. tritici CRL 75-36-700-3
Lineage: Eukaryota; Fungi; Basidiomycota; Pucciniomycetes; Pucciniales; Pucciniaceae
Exons: 3
Coding region: 1-309 (102 amino acids)
Source: RefSeq, a predicted model, not a curated record